Sorex fumeus (smoky shrew) is the source of this 1176-nucleotide messenger RNA. RefSeq names its product serine/threonine kinase 19 (gene WHR1). Gene Ontology annotation, molecular function: protein serine/threonine kinase activity. The coding region runs from base 41 to 805 and encodes 254 amino acids. The record is from RefSeq and is a predicted model, not a curated record. Gene Ontology annotation, biological process: protein phosphorylation; positive regulation of Ras protein signal transduction. Lineage: Eukaryota; Metazoa; Chordata; Mammalia; Eulipotyphla; Soricidae. The transcript has 7 exons.
CUCCGACUCGUCUGUUCGCCGGCCCCGAGAUUCCCGGGACAUGAGCCGAAAGAGGCAGAGUCUGGUCCCUGAGGCCUUUGGACUGAAGAGGCGGCGGGGACCGGGGCACGUCGAAGCAGAUCCUUUGAGGGGCGAGUCAGGGUCGGCGCGGGCGGCAGUGGCGGAGCUGAUGCGGCUGUUUCCCCGAGGCCUGUUCGAGGAUGCGCUGCCGCCCAUCGUGCUGCGGAGCCAGGUGUACAGCCUCCUUCCCGACCGGACCGUCGCCGACCGGCAGCUGAAGGAACUUCAGGAGCAGGGGGAGAUCAGAGUCAUCCAGCUUGGCUUUGACCUGGACGCGCAUGGGAUUCUCUUCACCGAGGACUACAGGACCAGAGUCCUCAAGGCCUGCGAUGGCCGCACGUAUGCUGGGGCAGUGCAGAAGUUUCUGGAUUCGGUGCUUCCAGCUUGUGGGGACCUUAGCUUCCAGCAGGACCAAAUGAUACAGACCUUUGGCUUCAGGGACCCAGAGAUUACGCAGCUGGUGAACGCUGGCGUCCUCACCGUCCGCGAUGCCGGAAGCUGGUGGUUAGCUGUGCCUGGAGCCGGGAAGUUCAUUAAGUAUUUUGUCAAAGGGCGCCAGGCGGUCCUGGGCAUGGUCCGGAAGGCCAAGUACCGGGAGCUGCUCCUCUCAGAGCUCCUGGGCCGGCGGGCGCCCGCCGCGGUGCGCCUUGGUCUCGCCUACCACGUGCACGACCUCAUCGGCGCCCAGAUGGUGGACUGUGUCUCCACCACUUCCGGAACCCUCCUCCGCCUGCCAGAGACAUGACGACCACACUUGUCAUUGCCUGCCAGCCCGAAGGGGGCCGAGAAGCACCCAGGAGGGCCGCCCUAUGGUGGCCGAGACCCGUCACCUUGGGAAGGCUCGGGAGCCGGGAGCGUUGGGCUUGUCUGGGUGCUGUUUGCCUGGGCUCCCACCCAGUGCUGGGGUGUGGGCAGUGCUCUUCCACCUUCUGGGGAAGUGAGCCAGAGACCAGGCCUAGGCCCGGGCCGCUGCCUUCGAGGCAACAAGAUGCUGCAGCUACUGUCUUGGGGUAGGACGCGGGGCUUCAGGUGGGCUGGUGCCGGAGGGGCAGGAAGACCGGGUUUUCUUCCCCACAUGUUGGGUGGAAACUGCCAAAUAAAGUACUUCUGCCUGUG